Parastagonospora nodorum SN15 is the source of this 3288-nucleotide messenger RNA. RefSeq lists its product as hypothetical. Gene Ontology annotation, molecular function: protein binding. The transcript has 5 exons. Gene Ontology annotation, cellular component: kinesin complex. NCBI's taxonomy places the organism in Eukaryota, Fungi, Ascomycota, Dothideomycetes, Pleosporales, Phaeosphaeriaceae. Gene Ontology annotation, biological process: lipid metabolic process. The record is from RefSeq and is a predicted model, not a curated record. Bases 1 to 3288 code for a protein of 1095 amino acids.
AUGCCUAGCAGCGACCUUCGCCUGCUCGCCCUCGACGGCGGCGGUGUGCGCGGCCUGUCCGCUUUGAUGAUCCUCGAGAAGCUGAUGGAGGCUGUCGACCCAGACGCGCCGCCAAAGCCGUGCGAUUACUUCGACAUGGUCGGCGGGACGAGCACGGGGGGCCUCAUCGCCGUCAUGCUGGGCCGGCUGAGGAUGAGCGUGGCAGACUGCAUCACGGCAUACCUGUCACUCUCCAACCGCGUUUUCCGCAAGACGCAACACCGGGUGACGGUCAAGGGCAAGAUGCAGGGCCGCUUCGACGCAGAGGAGCUGGCGCGGGCGGUGAAGGAGGUGGUCAAGCAGCAGGGCCUGCCAGAAGAUGUGCUGCUCAAAGACGCGCCUGAAGCAGGAUGCAAGGUCUUCGUGUGCGCAACGAGCAAGGAGACGAACGAGACGGUCUGCCUCACGAGCUACCGCACCCCGCGCGGCAACAGCGACCUCCUUAACAGCGUGACCAUAUGGGAGGCGUGCCGAGCCACGUCGGCAGCCACCUCCUUCUUCGACCCGAUCGCGGUGGGCAGGUUUGGCGAGGAGUUUGUGGACGGGGCGACGGGCGCAAACAACCCGGUGCGCGAGGUGUGGGACCAGGCGCAGCUGGCGUGGGGACUAGAGCCGCUGGAGGGCCGGGUCAAGUGCCUGGUGUCGAUCGGGACAGGCGUGCCGUCGCUUAAGCCGUUCAAGAACGACGUGCUGCACAUCGGCGAGACGCUGGUGGCGAUCGCCACGGAGACUGAGCAGACGGCAGAGAGGUUCCGACGCGAGAGGGCACUGCUGGACAGCACUGGACGGUACUAUCGCUUCAAUGUGGUGCGGGGCCUAGAGGAUAUUGGACUGGAAGAGGCGAAGAAAGUGAAGGAGAUGGCAGCAGCAACGCGGCGGUACAUCAGCUCGCACGAGGUGCAUACACAGAUGCAGGCGUGUGCAGGCAGCAUUGCAGGCAGAGAGUACUUUGGCGAAUAUCGAACCGUCUUCAGCCUCGAGGGCGUCCCAAGAGUGCGUCAGUUCGUGGACAGGCCGGCGGAGAUGGCAGAGCUCGAACGCGUGCUGGUGCCAGGACCACGACAGAAUCAGCGUCAGAAGAUACACGUACUGCAUGGCCUCGGCGGGAUAGGCAAGACGCAGUUGGCGGUGGAGUUUGCACGGCGACACCACCGCCGGUUCAGCUCAGUGUUCUGGCUGGACGGACGAAGCGAGGAUACUCUUAAGCGCAGCAUUGCGAGUUGCGCAAGCAGGAUCCCUCAAGGCCAGAUCUUAGAGACGAGCAGAACGUAUGCUGCUGACAGCGGCACUAAUGUGGAUGCGGUAGUGAAGGAUGUAAUGGCCUGGCUUGCGCGGCCUGACAACACUACCUGGCUGCUUAUCUUUGACAACGUCGACCGAGAGCACAAGGCGCAAGGCGGCGAUCCAGAUGCGUACGACGUAAAGCGCUACCUGUCAGGCGCCGACCACGGAUCGGUGCUGGUGACGACGCGACUGGCGAGGCUAGAACAGCUCGGCAAGUCGCAGCAGCUGGGUAAGGUAUCUGAGGAGCAGGGCCAGGCCAUCUUCAUGAGCUGGUACAAGAAGAAGCACGCUGAGAGCGAGCGGCUGCUUGCGCUGCUAGAUGGACUACCACUCGCAAUCGCGCAGGCGGGCGCGUAUCUGCAGGAAAGUGGAGUCGGACCGGCGACGUACCUGCGCUUCUACGAGCAGCAAUGGAGCGAGCUGAUGGAGUUGGACCAGCUGGUCGACGCGCCGCUCCAGGACUACCCUGAUCGUAGCGUGUGGACGACAUGGGCCAUCUCGUACCAGGCGAUACGCCAGAAGCACGAGGUCACAGCAAAUUUGCUGCUGCUGUGGUCGUUUCUCGACAACAAGGACCUGUGGUACGGCUUGUUUGCUAUGGGAUGCAUGCAGUCUCCUGUAGCUGCAAGGAUGCUGUCAAGGUACAUUGGAGAAAUCUCGAGCAGCGAGAUAACGUUUAGCAGAGCAAUGCAGCUGCUGCGCAACUACUCGCUCGUCGAAGAGGUGGCAGAAACAGGAAGCUAUACAACGCAUCCAGUAGUCCAUCAAUGGGCAUAUCACUCGCAAGGCAGGUGCUUCGCGACGGAGCUGAGUCGACUGGCUGUAGUUGCUAUAGGCUGGGCUGUGCCGAAGAGCUCUACUCGCGACUACACUACUUUGCAGCGCCGGCUUCUCCCACAUGCACAGGCGUGUUCUAGACAGAUAUCGAGGGAGGAGCCAGCAUGGAGUUGUGGAGAUUACGGAGGUAGCAAUGGCGCUGCGGACGACAAGGAAGAGCAAGAAACAGUGCUGAACGCUGUACAUCUCCUGGGCUUACUCUACGCAGACCAAGGCAAGCUGGGCGAGGCGGAGCAGACGUACGAGCAAGCGCUGCGAGGGAAGGAAGAAGCAUUCGGGCCCACGGACACGUUGACUUUGCAGACGAUCGAAAACCUAGGCAUCCUCUACGCGGACCAAGGCAAGCUGGGCGAGGCGGAGCAGAUGUUCGAGCGGGCCCUGCGAGGGAUAGAAGAGAGACUCGGACCCACGCACACGUCGACUCUGCAUGCGGUUAACAACCUAGGCAUCCUCUACAAGAACCAAGGCAAGCUGGGCGAGGCAGAGCAGAUGUACGACCGGGCGCUGCGAGGGUACGAGAAGGCAUUUGGGCCCACGCACACGUUAACUCUAGGAACGGUCAUCAAUCUAGGCAUCCUCUACAAGAACCAAGGCAAGCUAGGCGAGGCGGAGCAGAUGUACGACCGGGCGCUGCGAGGGAUGGAAGAGGAACUUGGACCCGCGCACACGUCGACUCUGCUGGCGGUUAACAACCUAGGCAACCUCUACAAGAACCAAGGCAAGCUGGGCGAGGCGGAGCUGAUGUACUUGCGGGCGCUGCGAGGGAUGGAAGAGGCACUUGGGCCCACGCAUACGUUCACUCUACAGACAAUUAACAGCCUAGGCAAUCUUUAUGCAGACCAAGGCAAGCUAGGCGAGGCAGAGCAGUUGUACGAGCGGGCGCUGUGCGGCUAUGAGGAGGCUCUUGGCCACGAUCGAGUCCAGCAGUACAGGCCGGCACUUAACAACCUGGAAAAUUUGGGUAAUCUCUAUGCCACACGAGCAGAGACCACCAAAGCCCGAGCAGUGUAUACCCAGGCACUUACAGGACUCUCUCAUGUUCUUGGUCCGUCGAGUGACAAAUGUAUAGAGUUAGCUACUAAGAUAGAUACUCUUUCUGUUCGUGACACAGGCAAAGAAGAGGUCUGA